UCAACUCAUUUAACCGUUAACAACUCAACAUAAUUCGUUGAAUGUGGAGGAUAGAAGAUUAGAAGUACCAAUGAUUCCUCUCUGUUCUCUCCCACGCAGCCGGCAACCCAACCCUGCCGGAACAGCAAACCAAAUUCCUUCACAAACCACUAAAACCUUCAAUGCUGGUUCCUCCAUUGUAGACAUAUCUCAUGACUCAUGUCAAGGGCCGCAGAGAUUUCUCCUUCCAAAUUUCCGUCCAAAACAACAACUCCACCCUACAUUAUAUCUAUAUUGACCAUGUGCAAGCUCAUUGGUUAGUUGACAUCUUGCAGAUGGCCAUGGACAACAACUGGAGCUUUCCUAAACUAUGUGUCAAGAAGAGUGGGAGGCGUUAUGUACACGCGGGAAUGUACAGUCGUCAUGGAGAAAAGUUCCUGAAAAUUUCAGAGUUGUGUCCCAAUGGGAAAGUUUUCUUUGUUUGCAUUCCAGCAGGGUCAACCUUGAUGGCAUGGUCAACAUUCAUCAAAACCCUCCGCAGUUUCAUCACCGGCAAUAAAACAACCACAUCAGCUAACGACCUCCCACCACAAUCCUAUGCCGAAGCUGUCUCCGGAAAAGGUUUUUCUAUGAAUGGAGUUUGUUCAAUUGCUAUGGACGGAAACCAAGCGUACGUCAAGGUGGAAAGUGAUGGAGUGGAAGACCGACUGAAAUUCCUCGAACGAUGCGUCUUGAUUCGGCUUGUUGGCGCAGAUAAUGGCAAACUGUUUUCCAUAUCUUCCAUGAUUCCAUCCCACAACUUCAAGAAUGGAUAUACAAAACGUGGAUGCUGAAAAACGACUGCACCUUGACAGAUACUGGAGAUGAUCUACUUAUGCUUUUGUGCGCUAGUCAAACCGAAGCCAUAAGAGUUCUACAGACCAAAAUGACAAGCUUCCAAGGCUUCAACAUGAUUCUCAGCCCAUGGACGGAGGAAGCGGGUCGCACAAACUACUUGGAUUUCAAGAAUACUUUCUGGAUUGAGCUACUGGGUAUCCCAACCCAACUGAAGAGCCAAUCUCUCAUAAAAAAAACUUGGGGAAUUCAUCGGUGAAGUUCUGGAAGUUGAUAACAUAUCAUGGAGCUCUAACAAAGCUCGUGUGAAAGUGAAGACCGAUCGUGAUAUCCCACGAGAUAUCCCGGUCGUCUACGGCACCACCGUCUUUCCAGUUAUGACUUCGCCGGAAAAUCCGCCGCCGCCUAGUUCACGCACCUCUGACAACCGGGUCCUACAGGGAUGGAGGGCAAAGCAAUCAAUUGGGAAAUCACACAUAACAAGGCAUCUUGAUCCGCAACCUCCCUCUCUUAUCGAUCUGAAUAUUGAUGAGGUACCAUGUCCUGCUUCCUCUGCAAUGGCGCAGCCCUCUGCCUCCUAUUCAAUGCCGAGUUCUCCUUCAACAACCCACACCAUACACAAUAAUUCACCUAUUUUGAU
This is a messenger RNA of Linum trigynum, 1453 nucleotides long. The record is from the annotation of a GenBank genome assembly. NCBI's taxonomy places the organism in Eukaryota, Viridiplantae, Streptophyta, Magnoliopsida, Malpighiales, Linaceae.